UUGCUUACUUUGCCGUACUUAUCACAACUAUUUGUUUUCAUUCGUCACUAAUUCAAUCAUAACACCUAGAUUUUUUCUAUCGAAUUUUCUACGCGUACUCGACAUUUUAGCCAGCGACGUAGCACGUCGAUUAAACACUUUCAUAGUCUAACAUUAAAUUCGGUUGAGUAGAUAGAAAUUGUAUUGUUCGUGUCAAAUUGAAUCUACGUUUUGUGUGUAAAUAGUCUUUGUUUUGACGAGAGAAGAAGAAGAAAAUGGGCAAUCUUUUUGGGAAAACAAAGAGAACGGCACCGAGCCGAGUUACCGAACAUGACAAAGCCGUUUUGCAAUUGAAACAGCAGCGAGACAAACUGAAGCAAUACCAAAAGCGAAUUGAAUUGUCACUGGGAAAAGAUCGGGAAUUGGCAAAGAAAUGCUUAGCAACUGGUCGAAAAGAUCGUGCACGUGCGCUGUUACGUAAAAAGAAGUACCAAGAAAAAUUGCUGGAAACAACGGAUGGUCAGUUAGAAAACUUAGAGAAACUGACAUCAGAUCUGGAAUAUGCACAAGUCGAACAGAAAGUGCUAGACGGUUUGAAGGUCGGAAACGAAGCGCUGAAGAAAGUACAUGAAAUCCUUACAAUCGACGAGGUUGAACGAAUUUUGGAUGAAACAAGAGAAGGUGUUGAGAAGCAACGCGAAAUUGAUGCGGCAAUCAAUCAAUACGCCGAUGCAGCGCUUACGGAAGAAGAUGAAGAGGAUGUACUGGCCGAGUUGGAUAAAUUGUUGGGCGCCGAUGAAGAAGCCGCAGCGAAACCAAUCGAAUUACCUGAAGUUCCAACCGACGAAUUGCCCGCCGUAGAAGAAACUGCCGAACGAACGGCCAAAGUGAGAAAAGUCAAAGACGAACCGGUAGCAUUGGAGGCAUAAACUUAUUUGAAUAUAAAUCGAAGAGAAACUAACAAAGAUAGAAACAUCCGGAUACGGAUCAGUAACACAACGAUUAAUCAUAUGGUUCAGAGUCGAUUUUUGGUGUGAAAUGGUACGAGCGUCAGGCAACAGUCUGUAGACUGUGGAGCUAUUAAAAAUAAGAGUAAUUUUUACAUGAAAACAAUUUCUUCGAAAAUUGACUUCGGACACAAGAUAAUAACAUACGAAAUAAAACUCUGCUUCGCUUUUUAUUUUUGUAACAAGAGAACAAUUUACUACCAACAAAAAGAAAAAGGAUUUGUCUAAAUUUAUUACAAAUGUGUAAAAAAAACGUUCAUCAAAAAGGACAAAGAUAGAUAGAUAUAUUUAAGAAUAAAUUACCACGCUCUAAUUAGGAC
Sitodiplosis mosellana (orange wheat blossom midge) is the source of this 1306-nucleotide messenger RNA. RefSeq names its product charged multivesicular body protein 6-A (gene Vps20). The record is from RefSeq and is a predicted model, not a curated record. Gene Ontology annotation, cellular component: ESCRT III complex; multivesicular body. Gene Ontology annotation, biological process: vesicle budding from membrane; late endosome to vacuole transport via multivesicular body sorting pathway. The transcript has 3 exons. Lineage: Eukaryota; Metazoa; Arthropoda; Insecta; Diptera; Cecidomyiidae. Bases 255 to 908 code for a protein of 217 amino acids.